AUGGAAAAGAAAAGUUGCGCCAAGUGCAGUCAAACAAUCAACGGCAUUGAUUUUAUCACCUGCCGUGGGUACUGCGGUCGCAUGUUUCAUAUGGCAUGUGCAGCAGGCCAGACGGGUGUAACACGUGCGCUCAUGAAUUAUUUCACGACGCAUAAGAGAAACUUAUUUUGGAUGUGUGACGACUGUGCCGAUUUAUUUCAAAACCCGCACCUUCGCUCCAUAACGAAGGUGGCGGAUGAGAAGUCUCCUCUUGUGUCUCUUACGGAAGCAAUCAACAACCUUCAGACGGAGAUCAAACACCUAUCGUCAAAGCCCGCACCCAAUCUAUCAUCGGCGGUUAAGCGUUGGCCAACAAUUGAACCAAUUCGAGCGGCGAAACGGCUUCGUGGUCCUGAUUUGGAUUAUAAAGUACCCGAAUGCAAGUCGGGUUCCAAACAAGUAGGGCAGAAUGUGACCUCUGUUCCUGUCAUUGAAAAGCCGACGACCAAAUUUUGGAUCUAUUUGUCCCGCAUACGACCAGAUGUAUCCAUUCAAGAUGUGCAGAAAAUGGUUCGAGCGAAUCUCGAGUUGUCUCAUGACCCGGAGGUUGUCAAACUGGUGGCAAAAGGAGUUGACACGAGCAAUAUGACGUACAUCUCUUUCAAAGUCGGCUUAGACCCAACCUUGAGAACCACCGCAUUGGACCCAUCCACUUGGCCAGAAGGUAUCAUGUUCCGCGAGUUCGAGGAACACACCAUUCAAAAUUUUCGGAAACCCUCCGUUAUUCAUCUGACGCCAACAUCAGUCGUACCACCGGACGUUCUAAUACAGCCAUAG
Messenger RNA from Toxorhynchites rutilus septentrionalis, 816 nucleotides. RefSeq lists its product as uncharacterized. The record is from RefSeq and is a predicted model, not a curated record. NCBI's taxonomy places the organism in Eukaryota, Metazoa, Arthropoda, Insecta, Diptera, Culicidae. Bases 1 to 816 code for a protein of 271 amino acids. The transcript has a single exon.